UAAAACAAAAGUGGAUGUGGAUCCAAGAACCUUUUAUUUGGAGAUGAGGAGGAGAUGGUGACUGCAGCAGAAUUGGGAGCUAGAGGGUGAGGGGAGAGGAGGUAGAAGGAGACUGAGAGGGAGGUGAAACAGCACAACAGAGUUUACAGUGAAGAAGUAGAAUGGCAAAGACAACAAGUCUUUGGCAUCCUUGUGAUCCUGAUCACGCCUUGAUCCUGCGAGAGUUGAGCAAAAAUGUUAACUUGCCGUGCCUUAUCUGCGAGUUGCAUUUCAACGGCCCAACUUACUGCUGCUGGGACUGCAACGUCUUCCUCCACAAAUCAUGCGCCGAGCUGCCUCUCAAGACGCAGCAUCCCGCUCACCCACAGCACCCGGCUCUAUCCAUUACGAUAACUACCAUAAAUAUUUGCGAUAAAGAGGGCUGUCAUGAUGAAUUCUGCAGGGAUUGCAACAGAAAAGUUUUCGACUACCGCUGCGACGACUGCUCUUUCAGCUUGGACGUGGCUUGUGUAGCUCUAACUCUGUCCCCUCCGGAGAAAGAGGAAGAGGAGGAGAAGGAGACAAUUCGGCAUUUUGCUCAUGACCAUCCUCUCACCUCCUUCCCUUUGAAUAAGCCAAUCAAGGUCGAGUGCCGAGCAUGUGAGCAGCAGAUCUCCGGCCCAUUAAUGUAUGGGUGCCCUGUCUGCUGUUUCUAUCUCCAUGAAUCAUGCACUCUGCUACCCGGAGAGAUAGCAAAACACCCUUUCCAUCCUCAGCACUCUCUCACCCUCUUUACUGAGAGAGACUUCCGCUGCAAUGCCUGUAAUAACAAUACUACUCGGGCAGCAUAUGGUGGGAUCAAAAGUUUCAUUGCUCGUAUGUUUCGUGGCAAAAGAUAUAACAGGUUCUUGUACAAGUGCAACGAAUGCCGGUUCAGACUUGACGUCCAGUGUGCCACUUUAGUUCUGCCUUCUGAUAUUAAUCAGCAACUGGACUGUGGAACAAUUCAACAUUUUUCCCAUCAGCACCAGCUGGCAUCUUUUGAUGUGAAGAUGAAGAGUACAGGUCUCCACUGCAAAGCCUGCCGCCAGAAGAUAUCGGGGAAUGUCUACGGUUGCCCUGAUUGCAGAUUCUUCCUUCACAGAUGUUGCGCACGAGAAUUACCCCAGGAGAUGGUACACUUCCUUCAUCCGGACCACCCUCUCAUCUUCCAAGCAGAGCCUCGAUAUGUAGUUGGAGGACUCCGCUGCAAUUCCUGUGGAGUUGGAUCAUACUUCGACUUUGUAUUCAGUUGCAAAAGAUGCAACUUUGACCUGGACUCGCUGUGUGCUCUUCAAACCUUCUCUGCUUUUAAGGAAGGGAUACCUACUGAAAUUCAACAUUUUUCGCAUGACCACCCAUUGACCCUUUGCUACUCUUUGUCUGGGUCUCAUGAUGAUUGUACAGUUUGCGGGAGUGCGGUCAUCGGUCUAGCCUAUUAUUGCAGUACUUGCAACAGUCCUAUGCUUUCCAACCAGGAGAAACGAUUUGUGCUCCACAAGGCAUGUGCCGAACUGCCACAGCAAUUGGAACACCCGUUUCACCCAACGCAUACUCUCACUCUUAUCCCCGGGCAAUCAGAUAGUUCCUUCUACUGCGAUGCCAGUUGCCGGUAUACUAAAGGCUUCGCUUACUGCUGCAAUGAAUGCCGGUUUCACUUGAGUUUAGGAGCUGUUCCCUUGAAACCAACUUUAAAGCAUCAGCCCCAUGAACACGACCUGACUCAUUUCGAAACUCUAGGUGCUAUGCAGUGCAGUUACUGUGGCAAGAGGACCUACAGAGAUUCCUAUCGCUGUGUGCAAUGUAAUUUUACUGUCCAUCACGGUUGCAUUAGUAUUCUACCACUUUCCAUCAAACACGACAUUCACUUCCAUCCAUUGGCCCUCUGUGACAAAUUUAUCGAUAGAUUCGAUGAGCAAUACUGCGAUGCAUGUGAGACAACAAGGAGACCAGACCGUGGCGUUUAUUACUGUGCAAAAUGCAACUUUGCUGCUCAUAUUGGGUGUGUGAUCCCCUCGGUGGAAAUAGAGGAGACAAGACCAGCCCAGUUGGAGAAAGUGGAUCGAGAAAUUGCAAGUCUAGAGACUGAUAUAGAGGAAACUGCGACGAAUAUAGAGACGAUGCCGACGAAACUAGAGGCGCAAAGGAAGCGAUUGAAGGAACUUCGGACGAAGAGAGAUGAUCUGGCUUUCUGAAAGCAUGAGGGACUAAACGUGGGAAUGCAAGGGGCAUAAAAGCAUGGAUCUUACACUUUUGUUAGGCUGCAUUUGCUUUGUGAGUUCAUCAGUCGAUUCUAUAGCUUUUAUUGACUCAGGAUGUUUUCUAUGGCUACUUUGUUGCGAAAUGAGGAACAACCUUUGACACAGGUUGCUCCUCGAAGAUGAUACUAUAAGUUAUACUAGAAUAAUGGCUGCUUAGUGUUUCCGAUCUAGAUCCUCUCCUUUAACUCAAACUCGGUUAGAUUACUUCUGUAAUAUAGCGUCAUUUGUGUGUGGGUGGACCAUUACAAGAAGUCUUAAAUCCAUGCACCAAAAUCCUGAAUUUCAGCCCCAA
This is a messenger RNA of Punica granatum (pomegranate), 2571 nucleotides long. NCBI's taxonomy places the organism in Eukaryota, Viridiplantae, Streptophyta, Magnoliopsida, Myrtales, Lythraceae. The record is from RefSeq and is a predicted model, not a curated record.